Molecule: messenger RNA, 1020 nt
Organism: Symbiodinium necroappetens
Lineage: Eukaryota; Dinophyceae; Suessiales; Symbiodiniaceae
Source: the annotation of a GenBank genome assembly
AUGAGAACGCCAACCAGCUCCGCCAUCAGCCACUCGUCCUCGUCGCGGAGCCAGGUGGGACUGAGGUGUGCUAACAGAAGCUGCGAGUUCGCCGUGACCGAUGCUUCCUACGGUGGUUACUGCUGCAAGCGGUGUCAUGCCAACGAUGUGCGCUUUCAGCUCAGGUGCAUGCACACAGAAGCGCACGGGCACAAGUGCCAACAAGUGGCCAGCCAGGCCCGGCGGGCCGAGGCGAUCCCACCAGACGAGCCGGCAGCAGAGAGCUCCAGCAAGGCAGCGCUCAGGCUUCACAAUCAAGGGCGAUUCCAGGACUUGCGUUGCGCAUCCUGCAAAGUGGGUGAUGCAGGCGCCUGGCCUGCAGAACUUCCGGAAGAGGGGCCGGAGCAGCCGCAGGAGCAGCCCGAGGAGCAGCCGGAGGAAGUUCCUGCAAGGAAGCCUCAAACAGCUGCACGGGGCAGCAUCGCCUUGAGCCUCAAGCGCAAGAGGGACGCUGAAACUGAAACGCCGCCGUCAAAGAGACCUACGGCUGCAUCCACAGCUCCAGCCGAGCCUAGCACUGGAACGGAAGAGACAGAAGCAAAGCCGGCAAAGCCACCAAGACUACCAACGCCAAGGAAGACCAAGCCCGCCGUUCCGCCUGGAUUGGGCUCCGAGAGUGAACGCCGAAAGGUGGAGAAAGAGAUGGAGCUUGUCUCAACACUACGCCGAAUGCACAGGACGUGCAGGCGCGUCCUAGCUCGGUCCGAGCAGUUACCCGUGGAAGUUGCUUCUGGCUCAGAGGAAGAAAAAGAGCCGCCUCAUGAAAAGUACCAGCCUUCUGAACGAGAUCACCAGAUCUGGAAGCUGUGUGGACUGCGGCCGGUCGCGGGCUACGAAAAGGAUUUCGCAGCUUUGGUUGAUCAGGCCGAAGCCCGCGCAUUGGCGAGUGUGCAGCAAGGGGAGAGAAGGGUGCCCGAGCUGCGAAUUCUGGAACGGCUCCUUCCAGGUAACCUUCCCGACGCCGAGGACGUUGAGUACUGA